Cucurbitaria berberidis CBS 394.84 is the source of this 1224-nucleotide messenger RNA. RefSeq lists its product as uncharacterized. NCBI's taxonomy places the organism in Eukaryota, Fungi, Ascomycota, Dothideomycetes, Pleosporales, Cucurbitariaceae. The record is from RefSeq and is a predicted model, not a curated record. The coding region runs from base 349 to 891 and encodes 180 amino acids. The transcript is spliced from 4 exons.
CGGACGUGGCGUUCGCACCUUCCCCGCAUUCUGGGCGUGCCUCCCCGCAUUGGGUUCAUACGUUCGCGUCCGCCGCCGAUUGGAUUGGACCAUCCAUGGUGUGCUGAUCAAGUGACUGUCUCCUGUGCUUCCACCCCGAUAGGUAGAGUGAGCCCCCUCAUAAGCUGCCUGUCGCCCUCGCUCUCCCUUCUUCUCUUCCUCACACACUGCCCUGUGCCUCAUCGUCCCUCACACCCAAUCCCAGCCUCAGACAUAGCUCGCCAACUCACCAAAGCUCUUUCAUUGUCCACACCACCUCCAGCCUACCAGUACCUCUAUUGCCCCUCCCUGCUGUCAACCCCCACCACAAUGGCAGCCGCAGUAGACGAAUCGCUCGAGAAGGUCGACUCUCUAGUCGAGGACCCCAAUCAUGGAACCAAGAAGCCACACGGCCGUAGAGCCAGCUCCAUGGCCGCCGAUGUCUACAACAUCGAAGACCUGGAGAAGGAAAACAAGGAGAUCAAGAUCUCAAUCGAGACGCAAAAGCUCGGCUGGAAGCUGAACGCUUCGUCUUCGGCUGUCGAGGAUCCAGCAGUCCUAAAACUGCCCCUCACCGACCCCAAGCUCAAGAAAAUCACGCUGCACUUCCCGCUCGGACUUGAAGUCACAGCACGGAACCUCAAGGGCGUUACCAUCAAGGAUGCGCUAGAUGCCAUCCACAAGCAGUUCAAGAAGCGCGCAGACGACGAGUUAGACCGGCCCUACCUAGCUGGCUUCGAGUGGGAUCCAGAAGACUGCUACACGCGCUUCAUCGUCCAUCAGGCCAACCAGCCAACUUCAAGCAUGUCCGGCGCCCCAGGCGGCGGUAAGAAGAAGAAGAAGGCCGCCGCCGCUGCUGCGGAAGGCUCCUAGUGAGCAACUCGCCCCUUCCCAGACUUCGACUUCACACACGGCCCCGGUUAUAGUCCAUGCUUCGGCAUGGGAUAUGGAUAUGCAGCUGGGUGCUGGUCAAUCUACAUAUCAGCAUGGGAAGAGCGAGCGCGUUCGCUACGAUGGCAUGCUCGGCAUACUGUGAGCCUUUGAGGCGAGUGGUGUGCUGACUGUGGUUCUCGGGCGGUAGAUGUGCGUCGUGGAUUCGUCGAGUGUUGCUCGCCGGGCGCAAUGGCAGCACCCGUUAUGUAUGCUAAAGGAACUCAUUCGGGCUGCUGGAUAGCGUCUGCACAAUGAGAAGACCCGAUAAACCGA